ACGGGGGCGAUCCAACCGGAGCCACCACCGAGCCAGCGUCCGUCCACCUCUGACCUUUCUUUCCCUCCCCUCCCCUCUCCUUUCCCCCUCCCCUCCUCGGUGGCGCCACCCAACCCAAGGCUCCCGCCCCUCCUCCUCCUCCUCCUCCCCCUCCGCUCCCUCGCAGAGGCGGCGACCGCGCCGCGCCGAGGCCGCCUCUCGGCUGGGCUAGGGGGUUCCCCCCCAACCUCCCGCCCUAACUACCCCGCGCCACCAUGGCGGCGGCGACGGCCUCCGCGUCCGCGUCCGCGUCUGCGGCGGCGUUCCUCCUCCUCCCCCUCCUCGCCGCCGCCGCCACCGCAGGCCACGGGGUCUGCCCGAGGCAGCCCGCCGCCGCCGCCGUCCUGCCGCGCCAGGCGCCCGCCGCUUCCUCCUCCUCCUCCUCCUCCUCCUCCUCCUCCUCCUCCUCCUCCUGCCCCGCGGCGGGGUCGCCGGGCCACCGGGCGCACCACGUGGGCGUCGUGGAGGGGGAUGAUUUUGUUCUGCAAAAGGCAGUUACUCUUGUGCUGCAGAACAGGGAGGAUUUUGUUGCAAUUCUUUUCUAUGCUUCAUGGUGUCCUUUCUCCAAGAUCUUCAGAACAGAUUUUCAAAAGUUAUCAUCCUUCUUUCCAACAAUCGCUCAUUUUUCCUUUGAAGAAUCUCGUAUCAAACCUAGAAUGUUGUCAAGAUAUGGAGUUCGUGCCUUUCCGACACUUUUCCUUGUGAACUCUACAAUGCGUGUGCGCUAUCAUGGAUCUCGCACGAUGAACUCUCUUGCUAUGUUUUAUAAAGAUGUUACAGGUAUGAAUCCUGUGUCACUGGAUGCAAUAUCCCUAGAGAGGAUGGAAGAAGUGGUAAAUAUAAUUGAGAAUGACAAAAAGACUGAGCAAGGGGAUUCUCUGUUCAUGUUUGCACGAUCACCAGACAGAUUGCUUCACCAGGAUACAUGCCUUGCAUUGGCUAGCUCUUUUGUCCUCAUGAGGUUACUCUGUUUCCUUCUUCCCAAGCUCAAUGCAUGUGUGAAACAAGCAUGGAGGAUGCAAUUUUAUGAACUGAAGAGGUUAUUUCCUAGCUUAUCUUGAAGAAGCCAAAGUGAACCAGCAAACUUAAAACUGACUAGACAUAGCAGCAAACAGAGGAAAGUAGAGCAAGCAGCAAACUGAGAUCAUUCACGGGUGGAUUUCUAUCAGUAUCAGCUUGAAGGAAACUGAUACCGUUAAUCAACAAAUGGCAUGGAUGUUCUUAGCAGCUCAAUGUAGCACGAAGGUCUGAACUGAUGUAAUUCGACUUUCUUGUCUGUGUCAUCUCCGCAUUUACUGUACUGGCCUUCUGGGGAGAACUUGCAGCAAUCUACUUUGCCACUACAAUAGAAUGAUUUGUGGAGUAACUAUAUUUGGUCUUUCUUGUGAGAUAGUGGCUCAAAGUAAAGAAUUAAAUGGUUCUCGUACCUCGUUAAAAGUAUGCAUACGUUGCUGUUACUCCUGACAUACAAAAGAUAAUGUUACGAGUUUAACAGUUAUUUUAACUUGGGUCUGUGAUUCGAUAAACUCAGUAACCAUAAACGGUAACCCUAUUGUAUGUAUUUAUUUGGUUGCUUGUAUGUUCUAUGCAACCCUGGUUUAUGUCUGGAAUUGACGAGCUUUGUGUUGACCUGUGAUGUUAUCUGUAAACAGAACAAGCCUGGUUCCGCAACCAUGUGUUUCUAUAAACAUAUAAAGUGUACUUUACCCCCUA
Molecule: messenger RNA, 1752 nt
Organism: Oryza sativa Japonica Group (Japanese rice)
Lineage: Eukaryota; Viridiplantae; Streptophyta; Magnoliopsida; Poales; Poaceae
Source: RefSeq, a predicted model, not a curated record